AUGGAGAGGUUUGAUUUCACGGAAAGAAAGCUGAUUAGACGGCUACUCGGCUACUUUUGGCCUAGGGUAUGCCGCAACGAAGAGCUUUACGCGGAAGUCGAUAUGGUAUACCGGCGGAUGACACACAGAAGAUAUCAACAUCAACAUCUUGGAUCCCAAUCGAAAGUGGCUACAGAAAAUCGUCUUCGCUUCUUUGGUCAUAUAUUAGAGAGCCCGGCAGAUCGCCUUGUUCAAGGAGUUCUGAGAAGUUUGCCGGGUUCGAGCUGGAAGAAGCCACCUGGCCGAAAACGAAAGUUUUGGACUAAGAUGGCGAAAGAGGACCUGAGGACACUCGGGGUGGAUAGGCAGUUCAGGCGAGACGUAAGGUUUCGCAAGGUAUGGAAUAAUGGAUCGAUUCCGUACAAGCUCUCGCAGAAGAUCGAGAAGGUUGGGCAGAGCUGUGUUCAAGCACGGGACACCUCAGCGAGGAUGCGGGUAGUCGCGACAUUCCCACGUUUUUGUGGAACCACACCUGUGCACCCUUCAUCUUCAGAAAAAGUUGAAAAUAUUCUGAAAAUAACGUUGGUUCCACUCUGUAAUCUGGUCAGAAGUGUUCCAGAAACGUGUUCACAUAGAUCACAAAGAAUUCUCAUUUUGUUUACAACUGAUGUUUGGAGAUCACUUGUAAAAUUCACUAUUCCUCCUCAAUUCAUCAAAUUUCCUAUGGAAAUCUUCACCGGAUAA
Messenger RNA from Necator americanus (New World hookworm), 723 nucleotides. RefSeq lists its product as uncharacterized. Bases 1 to 723 code for a protein of 240 amino acids. The record is from RefSeq and is a predicted model, not a curated record. Lineage: Eukaryota; Metazoa; Nematoda; Chromadorea; Rhabditida; Ancylostomatidae. The transcript has 3 exons.